Mesitornis unicolor (brown roatelo) is the source of this 291-nucleotide messenger RNA. It is a transcript of the gene RPS19, whose product is annotated as ribosomal protein S19. The record is from RefSeq and is a predicted model, not a curated record. The transcript has 2 exons. Lineage: Eukaryota; Metazoa; Chordata; Aves; Mesitornithiformes; Mesitornithidae.
AUGCGGAAGGACCGUCUUUGCCAAAAUGAGCAUCUGGCCAUCAGUAAGAUACUCUGCAUCACAGUGAAAGACAUAAGCCAGCAGGAGUUUGUUAGAGUCUAUCUGCCUUAAUCAGAAAAAAAAUCUGGUGAGCUGAAAAUGUCCAGAUGGGCUUAUAAAGUUAAAAAUAACAGGCUGUGUCCUUCCCCCUAUGAUGAGAUAUAUUUCCUUGUCGACAAUGCUCCCACAACAUGCCAACUGCGCUGCCACCAGGGCACAUUCCGUGUCAAAGAGUCUAAUGACCGUGAGUGA